GGGACUGUACACAGAAGAGCCAUGCUAGCUAACGUCAGCUAGCAAGCUAACAGCUGGAAGUGGCUGUUUUAGUUUACGUUAAGUUCAAGAGAUUUCAUAAUAUAAUGCAAUUUGAUUCAAGUCUAUAGGUCAGUUUCUCUCCAACUACGGGAAGGAAAUGCCACCAAAAAGAGUGAAAAGCGGGACAGUGUCUGCUGCUGGUGCAACGGCAGUUGGAAACAAAGGUUGGGAAACUGGACUCACUAAUGCACCAUUUGAGGAGGAGACUUGGAAGGCCAGCAUUUCUCUGGUGGUGGGAGAGAGGCUGGAGGAUGAGGAGCUGACCGGUGCUCUGCUGCUGGCCGUACAGCAGCCCCUACGCAGGCUCUUCAGCGUAGUCACCUGGGACACCACCCUAGAAAAGAUCCAUGAACUGGGAAACCCAAAAAUCAAGAAGACCAAGGAUGUACCCAUGUUUUAUGAGGUGAUGGAGGCAGCCAAGGUCCUGCUGGAUGCAGGAGAGGAGCUGCCCUGUGACCUGCUGGGUAAACUGCUCAAGUUCCAGCUCCUGGGAGUCAAGGCCAACGACCAGCAGAAGAGAGCCACAGAGAUGAGGGCUGCUGAGGAGAAGGGUAAGGGCAAGGCUGGCAAUGCCUCCCCAACCAAAGACAAAGGUGGUGCCAAGCCUGCCGCCAAAGGUGACAAGGGGAAGAAAGGGGCAGAGCCCAGCGCCCCAACCAAGGACACCAAGCUGAAAAAGAGGGGCGAGGAGGAUGAGACCAACAAGUACAUAGAUGAUGAGCCAGACGAUGGUCCUCAGCACUACAUCCUGGUGGUGGGCUUCCAGCAGGCUCAGCUGGUCUCUGUGCUGGACUCCCUGGGGGUCCAUGUGUCCAACGUUAUCAAGCUGACCUCACAGAGACCAGACCGGCCAGAGGGAUCACUGGAAGGGAGUGAUGACAAACCCCUGGAUGUGGACGCGGAGACUAACAUUAGGAGAAGACAACGGGAGCAGUUCUGGGGUCAGUUGGAAGGGGUGCUAAACAGUGGCUCAGCAUUCUCCAAGCUGUUUGAUGUGGCCCGCCUCAGUCACACCACUAAAGAGAUCCUGCCACCACAAGACAAGGAUAGCCCAGAGGCUAUGCUUGGGUUUGGGACACGUCUGUUUGAAGACGUGGCGUGUCUGAUCUAUGACUGUCUGGACUGGAGGAGACAGCAUCAACACUACCUGAACAACAUGAGACUGGUCCAGGUGCCAUCUGUCCCCAGGGCUGUGGCACUCACCACCCAGGACAGCCCUGCAGAGACGGUUCAGACCACAACGCCUCAGACACCUGGGACCAAGAAGAGACAAGCCCAAGAGGAAACCACUCCAGCAGACCCUGAACCGGCUGCUCUGAGUACUGAUGUGGACAUGCGUUACUAUAACGACCUGCUGGACCAGAUUCCUCCUGAAGCCUCCUCUGUUCCCCUCAUACUACACUGCAUGCUGGAGCAGGUGGUGGCCACAGAGCAGGACAUCCCUCCCCUGUCUACAGCAGACUCAGAGAAGGGAGUGUACAGCCUGGAGAAGAGCCUGGCAGACUACAUGCUGUCUGCUGUCAUGUCUCUGCCUCGCUCAGACCAGGAGAAGAAGACGUUGAGGGAGACGUUUGGUGCUGUGGAGAACACCCAGCAGAAGACUGAGCACCAGAGACCUCUAAUGAUCAACUGUCAUGACGAGAGAGCCCUGAGACUGCACCACCUGCCUCAGGUCCAUAACAGCCUUGAUGCGGUGAAGACAGAGACAGAGAUGAUGAGAAACACUCCGGUGUGGAAUCUUCUCUGCUCCGUCCGCCCCCUGAGUGGAACUAGAACCAGACUGGCCCGCAUCCAGGAGCUCACACACUACUGCACUGACGAGUCUCUGAGCUGGCCGGAGGUGGAGAGAGUGGUCAGACAGUUUGUGUUUGAGAGCAUGCCCCUGACCCAGCUGGAGGAGGGAGGCCUACUGACCUCUGCUAGUUCCCCUCAACCUACCUGCCUGCCCUGGGACGACCCGGUCUGCUUCGCCAAGAACUACCUCAGACACAUCAACAAGACACAAGGUGAAGUGUUCCACCACCAGGAUGAAUCAGAGGAGAGUUUGUCUGAUGUCCUAGAUGUUACUGAGAUGCAGAGAAGCCGGAUGCGAUCGCUCAGUGACUGGCACUAUACUGAGCACCACAACGCCAAUGUCUUUCCCCAGAUUCUCCACUCUGCCUCUCAGUCCUACCGCUGCAUGGACACCUUCUGUGGUAGUCUGGACAACACCCUGUUCAUCGUCUGUCACAAUCCCAUGAGCCCUCAACGCCAGUGCAAGGAAUUAUGGGACAUGGCUCUCCACACCAACGUUGGGUUCAGGAAGUACCUUGAGCACGUGGCCAACUCUAUAUCUGACUGGACCGAGGAGGAGGAGGUGAAGUGGCGAGCUCUGCAGGCCAAGAGAGAGGCAGAGAAACUGAGAGGGCCCACCCCGCCUGACUCCUCAGAGAAAGGCAGGACAGAGUCGGCUAAGGGCACCAAGAAGGGCACUGUCUCAACAAAACACACUGCAACCUCCCCAGCCAAGUCUCCUGUCCCAGAGGAAGGUCCUCCAGACCAGUACAUCAGAGAAGACUCGCUCAAAGCGUGGAAGAUAGAGCAGGACAGACAGAAGGAGGAGGAACAGAUGAAGAAAGCUAAGAAAGAUAAAGGAGGGAAGGGGGCGGAGCGCGCCAACUCGUCCAAGGAGAACAAGAAAACAAUCCCCUCGACCACGAAGAAGAGCAGGGAGGACGUGACCCCUGACCUGGCUGUGGGGACCCCUGGAGAACAGGGAGCGAAGCUGCAGUCGCCCACCGACGUCUUCACUGGAUUCACUGGUUACAGCAUGGAGGGGCAGCUGAUCCAGGUCUCAGGCCAGGUCCACUCCCUAUACCCCUCUGACGGAGGCCACAUCCAGGUGGAGACCAUCCACUUUGUCCAGGCCGAUGUUCUGUUUCCAGGGUCGACGCUCAUCAACGUGUGUGUGAUGAAGGACAAGCAUCAUUUGUACAGCCACAUCACCCAGCCAAAGAGACACCAGGAGGAGAGCCCAAAGGACGCGGUCACCAUGGAGACACAGAGUCCCACCAAUAAGAGUGUUUGGCUGGGCUCCUUCUCAGCUGUCCUGGACAGCGGCAUCCACCUCUCCUACAGUCACUACGGCCCCACAGGGGAGCAGGGUGAGAUGGAGGCUGGUCAGGACUCUGAUCUAGACAUGCCCACAGACUCCAGUCUCUCCCCCGUCCCCUCGACCUUCCUCUCCUCCUCAUUGUCCCGGGAGAAACUCAACUCCUCCCACAGCGCCAGGGGGGUGCAGCCGUCCAAGGAGACCAACAAGUCUUCAACACACAGAGAGGAAGAGGAGCAGACCAGAGAGUGUGUGGGUCAGGCUGCGUUAUCUGGCAGCACUCCGUUCCAGAGACUAAACCUCUCCACCCCCAGUGGUCUGCUGCUGCAGUUCCUCAGGGAGGAUACAGACGGCAGUACUCCAGAGGGUCAGUGUGUGUUGGUGAGACAGACUUUCCCCCUACACUGCAGUGACAGUAGGGAGCCUCACCUCACAGACCCAUCGUUACACAGUGAGUUGUCUAGGGUCAUCACUGGUCAGGGCACCGUGGUCAAGUACAUGAGAGACGGAUCAACACAGGUGCUGUUUGCAGAUGGUUCAGUCAGUAGCAGUACAGACUCAGGACCCAUCGUCUCCUCUCCUCCUGAACCCCCUGUGAAGGAGGAAGAGGUAGUGAAGGAGACUCCGGUACCGGAGAGAAAAGACAGCAAGGACAAGAAGGGUAAUCACAUCUCUAACAAAUCAUAUGGACCUUGAUUUAUACCCGUAGGUCUUUUAUACCGAACCAGUCAAAACCUACUCAUUCCAAGGGUUUUUCUUUAUUUUU
Molecule: messenger RNA, 3917 nt
Organism: Oncorhynchus keta (chum salmon)
Lineage: Eukaryota; Metazoa; Chordata; Actinopteri; Salmoniformes; Salmonidae
Gene: spag17
Product: sperm associated antigen 17
Exons: 25
Coding region: 158-3847 (1229 amino acids)
Biological process (GO): epithelial cilium movement involved in extracellular fluid movement; axonemal central apparatus assembly
Cellular component (GO): axonemal central apparatus
Source: RefSeq, a predicted model, not a curated record